GAGGUAUUAUAGCGAGCAACAUGGCAUCAGCAGCCAGGCUAUCACCGACAGCGAAUUUGCUGCGGAAGUCUCGUCUGUUUGCACUUCCGCAGGCUCUUACUCCCGUGGAGGCUCCUACCUCGAGGCCCUACGCUGAAUCCGACACCGCAACCCGGCCUCAUCCUAUCCGAGCAUCUAUCGUCACACCGGCAUCGUCAUUAGCGAGAGGAGAUUGGGGUCUCAAGAGACCGCUACCCGCCAAGUCGACAUCACAGAAGUCUUCAAGGCCAGUUGUCAGGAUCAAUGAACUAGACACCUUCGAACAUGUCACCGACUUCGAGUCCGCGUCCGAUCACACCGUGACUCUGGAGAAAUUCCAAGAAUUACAUAUGCCAAUCUCCCUCCCUGCGAAGGUACACUUUUCGUCGAACAUGGUCACAAGACAUCACAGUGUUUUUGAUCAGGAUGUCGACAACACGGAGGCGAGCGAAAACAUUGAUCAACCCGACAUUAAACAAAUCAGACACACUGGACCCUGGCUUUCAGGGCUUACGGAUGCGGAGUUCGCUGCUUACUUAAAGAAGGUACAGAAACAGAAACCUCAACUUGUGUUCAAACUUCGAGAGCGUUUCCUGGAAAAGCGAAUGGCCGAGAUCAGGAAUCAGGCUCAAGACAAAGGCGAAGAUUUGGAGAAUCUGCCCGCUCCUACAGAGGAGGACUUCCAGACAUACUUGAAGACGCUGCGCGCCGACCCGUUCGCUCUAGGUCCUGUGGUGUAUGAACUGUUGGAUCUUCCUGCUACUGCUCCGGUGCCGAAUGAGCGGAUGCCCAAGAAGUACUACCAGUCGCCCCCAAGUAAAAUGGCUUCUCCGGAAUACGUGACCAGCGGACCCCCAAUAACGCACCCUUCAGCUGGUUUGUCUUAUGCAAGGUCGCAUGCUUCGAUCUACAACCACCCGCAGUAUGGUCCUCAGGCCCAUCCACGCCCAGUUGAGGCACGUAUUUUGCGGCCCAGGGGCAGAGUCAGGGGUAAGAGCGGCAAACCGAUUCUCGGUGUUGGUGGUAUUGCGGUCGAGGACACGAGCACUAUUGCCUUCUCGGAGCAAGGAGGACCCGCGGGUCUAUCGGCCUUUGACCCAUCCAUCCCCGGUGGUGCCAGAUAUCAUGUCACCCCUAUCCGGGCUUUUGUCGGCUCAACCGGGCGGAUCAGCCUCAUAACUAACCGCGCUACCACAAAUGCUAAGGCCCCAUACGGCAUCAAAGACCACAAGGCGGCCAAGUCUUCUCCCCAACGUUACACUUCCUUCGAUUUGCGCGCCAGCGACAGAAGAGUCCCCAGGCUAGACCGAGCUCGCACUUUCUCAAAACCCGCUACCGGCUUCGAGCAGCCGGAGAAGUCGACCGAGGACGUUGCGAAGAACCUCCUGAGGACGAUCAAGUCCCAAUAAACGAAUUUGUUGUCGCAAUUCUUGUACUUUAAAUCCGAACCCUGUUUUCCGUUUCUCAAUUACUGUACGAAUAGUUUGGGCUUCUGCUGUAGGACUCUACAUCAAGCUCAUCAUGGGCAGCACCGAAUAC
Molecule: messenger RNA, 1557 nt
Organism: Aspergillus nidulans FGSC A4
Lineage: Eukaryota; Fungi; Ascomycota; Eurotiomycetes; Eurotiales; Aspergillaceae
Product: mitochondrial 37S ribosomal protein bS1m
Exons: 1
Coding region: 21-1427 (468 amino acids)
Source: RefSeq, a predicted model, not a curated record